Trichoderma gamsii is the source of this 1236-nucleotide messenger RNA. RefSeq lists its product as hypothetical. NCBI's taxonomy places the organism in Eukaryota, Fungi, Ascomycota, Sordariomycetes, Hypocreales, Hypocreaceae. The coding region runs from base 1 to 1236 and encodes 411 amino acids. The record is from RefSeq and is a predicted model, not a curated record. The transcript is spliced from 2 exons.
AUGGGUCUUUUCCAACCGUCAAUCCCGCCCUUACCACCCGGAAUUGACCUCGCCGGUCAGACCGUCGUAGUUACAGGAGCAACCUCUGGUAUUGGACUGGCUGUAGCUAAGCGAAUAGUCAAGCUGCACGCAUCAAAUGUCAUCUUCGCCGUACGAGAUACCGUGAAAGGAGAAGCCCUCAAGGCGUCUUUCCUAGCAGAUCCCGAAAUACGGUCCGCAAAUCCCAAGGGUACCAUUCAAGUCAUGCAGCUCAAUAUGGAAACAUACGAGAGCGUCAAGACAUUCACGUCAGAGUUUAUGCGACGCUUCGGCGAGCUUCAUGUUCUUUUGCUGAACGCUGGAGGCAUGUCACAUCAGCGCGAGAUGGUAUCUUCUGGUCACGAGAAGGCAAUACAGGUCAACUACCUGUCGAAUGUCAUGCUCCUACUCGAGCUGCUUCCAUUGUUGGAAAGCACGGCGGACAAGGCUGGGAAACCCUCGCGGGUAACUUGGACUGGCAGCCGCUCGUACCGACAGACGAGUCUAAACAAAAAUCCGCCUUCUGUCUCCAAGGGUAUACUCAACCACCUCGACCACGCGGAAAGCAUCCCUCUGUUUACUCGGUAUGCAGACAGCAAGCUUCUUGGACUUUUGUUUUUGCGAGAGCUAGCCAACCGCUACGGCCAUGACAAAGUCAUCAUCAACAGCUUCUGUCCCAACACUGUCGAUACGGGCAUGGCUACUUCGAUGCCUUUCUAUCUCCGUAUUCCUGCUGCAGCGAUAAUGAAGGUCAAGGGUAGGAGUCCAGAUGAAGCUACCUCUAUCGUGCUCAACGCGGCAUUUGUAGCCGGGGAGGAAACGCAUGGAAAUCUGCUGGAGGAUUGUACUGUUGUGCCGUUAUCCAUGUUUGUGCAGUCCGACGAAGGAGCCAAAGUUCAGAGCCAGUUAUGGAAUGAGACCAGCCCGCACAGUCGCCGUAUCUUUUCAGGGAAUCCUUCUGGCUCAAGGCUAGCCUCCUCCGCUCUUCGGGCAUGCGUUGCAGUAGCCACUCUCGUACUUAAUCACGGAUCCGCCCCUGUUCUCGCCUCUGUCUUUUCAGAACCAUUCCAAGUCUUUUCCGCCAAGAAAUUCCCCGGCGUCAUCGAGAGCACACCCUUGAGCAAAUGCUUUGCUUUACAAGGCAUCAAGAUUCCCAUCCGCAAGGAUGGCGUCAAGGGCCGCGGUGGAGGCGGAGACGGCGACGGCGAGUACGACUGA